AUGAACAGACCACCACAGGGUGGUCAGCAACGCUUAGGUGCAACAUGGUAUCCAGGGGGGCAAGAUGACUUCUACAUGCCAGAGGUCAUAUCCCCAUCUCCUCAAAGAGUGAUGCCAGAAGUGCCCGAGAACAUGCAGGACAAUAUUGCUGAGAUGGAAUACCACGCUGACCCCCGCCGCGGUCAACAACAACCGCAAUACCAACGCGCCCACACCUAUCCCGAGCGCACUUCUUCCGCCGUCCAAGGUCCACCCCAACACAGUCAGGUUCACGAUCCCAGUUCCUACGCGCAAUCCGCGACAUAUGACAGCAUGGAUCACCCCAACUUCUCACCGUUCCCGGUCUUGCGGAACCCACCACCUAACGUCCCGCCCACCGAUGAACAGAGAGAAGCGAACCUAGAGCGCGCGCGGAUGGCCGUGCUGUCCACUACAGACCCGGAGAUGCAACUCGCAUGGGCCUUGGAUGCACUCGCCUUUGUCGAGGUCGCCGCGCAGAACGAUGUCCGCCUCUGUUUGACCCAACCGCCACGCCCGCAAACCCCGCAGGUGGAGCGGCAGCUGAGAGUUGACGCGAUGAACAUUGUCAGCUUUCUCGCCGAGCAGCGCCAUCCCAAAGCGGAAUUCAUCAAGGGCAUGUGGCUCGAGUUUGGCAAAUUUGGCUGCCCUGUAGAUCGCAAGGAGGCAUUCCGAUCAUACUCCCGAGCCGCCGAGAAGGGAUAUGCGCGUGCUGAAUACCGGAUCGGAAUGCAGUUUGAGAGCUCGGGCGAGCCGGAGAAGGCGAUCAAACAUUACCAGCGGGGUGUUGCGCGGGCAGAUUCUGCCUCGUACUAUCGCCUGGGAAUGAUGAUUCUUUUGGGUCAGCAUGGACAGCACCAGGAUUUCAAUACUGGGUUGGAAUACAUCCGGCUGGCGGCACAGUCAUGCGACCAGAACGCACCGCAAGGUGCAUACGUAUACGGCAUGCUCUUGGCUCGAGAGCUCCCUCAAGUGAGCGUCCCGGAAAGCUUCCUACCCCUUGAUCUGAACCUGGCACGUGUCAAUAUCGAAAAGGCGGCAUAUCACGGGUUCGCCAAGGCUCAGGUCAAGAUGGGUGCUGCAUAUGAACUCUGUCAGUUGAGCUGUGAUUUCAACCCCGCGCUAUCGCUGCACUACAAUGCACUGGCAGCCCGCCAGGGCGAGCCCGAAGCCGAGAUGGCGAUCAGCAAAUGGUUCCUGUGUGGACAUGAGGGUAUCUUUGAGAAGAACGACGAGCUGGCAUUUACAUAUGCCCAGCGCGCGGCUCAGAGUGGUCUUCCCACGGCUGAAUUCGCCCUGGGCUACUUCUAUGAGGUUGGUAUCUUUGUGCCGGUGGACAUCAAGGAAGCCCGCUCUUGGUAUGCCAAGGCCGCUGCCAGUGGUAACAAGGAUGCAUCUGGUCGGAUUGAAAGUAUCUCGCGCUCAAAGACUCUGUCCAGAAAGGACCAUGAAAAGAUCGCAAUAUCACGCAUCAAGUCGACACGAUAUACCGCUCAUCAGCGAGGCAAUUCACUGGAAUCAACCCCAGAGAAUAUCCAAAUGCCAGAUCCUUCGAGAAUGACCUUGUCUGACGGCCCACCAUCUGCGGCUCCUUACCCCGAUCGUCCUCACUCUACUCGUCCCCGGCCCCAACAGGGUUAUCAGCUGUCAGACACUCGCCCAAGCUCUGCUUUCGGUGUCAACCCCAACCUUCGAUCCAAUGCACCCUCGGGAUAUGGUGGCCCACCUCCCCAAGGCCCCCUGAAAUCUCGAACUCCGUCCUAUGGACCUAACGGACCCGUGAACUACCGCCAGCCUGGCCCUGGAACACCUCUCAGCGCUCCUGCUGGGCCUACAAGCCCGCAGGCUGGUAACACGAUCGGUCCUGGCGGGGCUCCUCGUCUCGAUAUUGGCUAUUCUGCACCAAUGCCGCCUCCAGGUGGGCGACGGCCACCACCUCGACUUGACUCGGCUCCGGAUCGCAAGCCUAUGAGACCUCCUGUUUCUAGCCACUCCGGAAUGUCCUCACCCGGUGUGGCAUCUCCUCGUCCGCCCGGUUCACCCUCGUUCCCUCCACGUAUGGAGUCCCGGCAACCAUCUCACGGGUCGGGUGCCUCUACACCUCAGCCGGCGCCCUCGGUCGCGUCGUCGACUUCAUCCGCGCCGCAACAGAAGCCCGCCAAGCCACCGAGCAAGGGACCCAAGACCUUUGAAGAGAUGGGUGUUCCUAGUGCGAAUAAAGACAGUGAUUGCAUUGUGAUGUGA
This is a messenger RNA of Penicillium samsonianum, 2262 nucleotides long. RefSeq lists its product as uncharacterized. Gene Ontology annotation, molecular function: protein binding. The transcript has 5 exons. Lineage: Eukaryota; Fungi; Ascomycota; Eurotiomycetes; Eurotiales; Aspergillaceae. The record is from RefSeq and is a predicted model, not a curated record. The coding region runs from base 1 to 2262 and encodes 753 amino acids.